Phalaenopsis equestris is the source of this 1674-nucleotide messenger RNA. RefSeq lists its product as uncharacterized. The record is from RefSeq and is a predicted model, not a curated record. The transcript has 13 exons. Lineage: Eukaryota; Viridiplantae; Streptophyta; Magnoliopsida; Asparagales; Orchidaceae. Bases 42 to 1385 code for a protein of 447 amino acids.
CAUUGUACCCACUGCUGCAGUCCCGCGACAAAUACCAAGGCAUGUCCUUAUCUUCCUCCAUCGCCGCUGGUUGUCCGUUGGUUUGCCCACUCCGGCGCGGCUCGCGCUCUGCCGUGUUGAUUACUGGAUUCCAUCGAACAUCUGGAUGCACGGCCCAGCCUUUCGUUCCCGAGGUUGUAAAAUCAGUCGAUUCCUUGUAUUCAGAUUUCAGACAAGUUGAUAAUUUGGUGGCUCACAAUGCUGCUCGUGUUUUGAAGGCUUUCCAGAACGCUGGAGUUGGAUCUCAUCAUUUUGGUGGAAGCACAGGUUACGGGCAUGAUGAAGGUGGGGGACGGGAGGCGUUGGAUAAUAUUUUUGCUGAAGUGUUUGGAGCGGAAUCAGCAAUAGUUCGGUCACAGUUUUUUUCUGGAACACAUGCCAUCACUUGUGCUUUAUUUGCUGUUCUGCGGCCUGGGGAUGAGCUUUUAGCAGUGGCUGGAGCUCCUUAUGACACCUUAGAGGAAGUCAUUGGAAUCAGAAACCCUCCUGGAAUUGGAUCCUUGAAGGACUUUGGAGUUUCUUAUCGAGAAGUCCCUCUUUCAAAAGAUGGUGGUCUAAACUGGGAUGCUCUUGCUAUCACUGUAACGCCCCAAACGAAGUGUUCCUUCAUCCAAAGGUCAUGCGGAUAUGCAUGGCGUAAAAGCUUAGGCAUAUUAGAGAUCCAAAGGGCAAUAAGAAUAAUCAAGAUGCGAAAUCCAGACUGCGUCGUCAUUGUGGACAACUGCUAUGGGGAAUUUGUGGAAGCUUAUGAGCCACCCAUGGUGGGUGCAGAUUUGAUUGCCGGAAGUUUGAUAAAGAAUCCUGGUGGGACAAUCGCGCCUUGUGGAGGCUAUGUUGCCGGAACGAAAUCCUUGGUUGAGAUGGCCGCAGCCCGCCUCUCUGCACCUGGUCUCGGGGUUGAUUGUGGGUCAACUCCGGGCGAUGUAAUGAGGUUGCUUUUCCAAGGGUUAUUCCUCUCACCCCAAAUGGUUGGAGAAGCAAUGAAGGGAGGUUUGCUCAUUGCUGAUGUAAUGGCAUCUAAAGGAUAUAAAGUCCAGCCUCUUCCAAGGCAUCGUCGCCACGAUACUGUUCAGGCUGUGCAGCUGGGGAGCCGUGAGCGUCUUAUUGCUUUCUGUGAGGCUGUUCAGAGAAGUUGCCCCAUAGGAUCUUUCAUCAAACCAACUGCUGGAUGUACACCUGGAUAUGCCUCAGAGGUGAUCUUUGCUGAUGGAACAUUUAUUGAUGGAAGCACAAGCGAGCUUUCAUGCGACGGUCCAUUGCGGGAACCGUUUUCAGUUUUUUGCCAGGGAGGAACACAUUGGACUCAGUGGGCAUUUGUUUUAGGGGAAGCUCUAAAAGCCAUCUAAAAGUUGACUGAUAGAUGAGGAAGCCUUUUGGACGCGCCAAAUGGUGUAGAGUCAACUGCUGCAAAAGGUGGAUCAUAAACUCUACAGUUUUGUCUGAUGCUGCAUUGUGGAAGGGAUUGGAAUUGCUUCUCCUCCACACUUUCAGCCAUGUUAUGCAAUGGAAUGGAUGCUUUCUUUCUGCCACAUGAAGAUUAUUGAUAUUAUUCAGAAGCUGAAAUAGCAUUUUUUUAGGGCAAUUACAUACAAACCUCCUGAUACUUGCUAUUUACAAAUCAACCGCCCUCCUUCC